AUGGCACAUCUCGCACCGCCGCCCCCGAACAUCAACCUCCAAGAAACGAAGCGCCCGCGCAUGGUCGCCGUCUUUGCGGGGACAUGGGCGCUCGGAGUCCUCGCGACGCUUCUCCGUCUGUAUUGCAGGCGGCUUACGAAGAGCAGGCUGUGGCUGGACGACUGGCUGAUCAUUAUCUCCCUGUUCUUUUCCGCCGCUUUCAUGUUUGAUGUUACCGUCUGGAUGGCCAGCCAUGGUUUCGGACGGCACGUCUGGGUCGGUCCACCCGACGCACUGGAGGUUUGGGCGAAGGGGCUGUUCAUGGCCGUCUUCACAUACACGCUGAGCCUCGUGUUCAUCAAGUGGUCCAUCCUCGCGUGGUACUGGCGCCUUUUCCACAUCCAGAGCUACAUGAAGCCCCUCAUUUGGAUCCUCUUUGCCGUGGUGUGCAUUUGGGGCGUUGCAAAGAUCAUCGUGGUAAGCCUUGAAUGCUUUCCGAUAGAGGCAAUCUGGGAGGUUUUCGAUCCCGACAACCCGCUGGACCCCUCCGAGUACCACUGCGGCGUCGACAUUCACAAAUUCUUCCUCGGCAACGCUAUCCCGAACAUCAUCACCGAUAUAUUCAUCAUGGUGCUGCCAUUGCCGUAUAUAUUGAAGCUCCAUCUGCGCGUGUCACAGAAGGUGGCACUUUUCGGCAUCUUUGUCGUCGGCACCUUCGUGACGAUUGUGUCCGCAAUUCGGCUUGUCUUCGUGGUGGGCCUGGACCUUCAUUCCCCAGACAAGACCUGGAACCAGGCCGAAGAGAUGAUGUGGACAGGUGUCGAGGUCAACAUCGCCACAGUCUGCGCCAAUCUCCUUACCUUGCGCCCAAUCCUCAACCUCAUCCUCCACGGAACCGUCUACGUCGAGUCACAGCAGCACUCCGAAGCACUCAAUGUUCACAUCGAGGGCCUUGACCCGAGAAGGGAGAGCGGAACGGCCAGCAGUGUCGAAGAAGGGCUCAACGUCCAGUACACAGCCUUUUGCAACUAG
Molecule: messenger RNA, 1011 nt
Organism: Purpureocillium lilacinum
Lineage: Eukaryota; Fungi; Ascomycota; Sordariomycetes; Hypocreales; Ophiocordycipitaceae
Source: RefSeq, a predicted model, not a curated record